AUGACGCGAAUCGUCAAGCUGAACCUGUUCUGCCUUUACGAUAUCGUCAAAAAACAAAGAACGCCGGCUUCGGCGUCCCGUUAUGGAGUGCGGGAGGCAGCCAUGCCAGAACCAAGCGAAGGGAAGUACAUCCGGUCAGAUUCCUGUGAUCAGCUAGUUAAGUGUGGAGUGAUGGCUCACUCCAAAUGCAUGGAUGAAUCAUUACUGACGUGCAGUAUGCAGACGGGAGUAACAGGUGUGAGACUGAUUCUUCAGACGGUGGCAGAAGGUACGGCGGAGGUGAAAAGUAUUCUGUUGCACGAAGUCAACAUACUUUUCGAGUGCAAAAUCUGCGACAACAUAUUCAGAGGUUUUCCAAAUUUGCUUACGCACAAGAGGGUUUAUUGUCGCGAAUCGGUCUUAACAAAGUCUGGCGACGAGUUAAUCCCUGGCGGAAUUGCUGAUGACGAGACGGGCGAUCGAGACAAGUCAUCGUCUGGUCUCAUGAAAGACUUAGACACUGAUAUCGCAGAUUGGAAUUCUGCCAACGCAGAGAAUCGUCCAGCUACAAAAGUGACUUUGAACCUAUUGAAGCGGCUGGCGAAGCGGUGGAUGAAUUCAGAUGAGUCAGUACCGUCAUUCGGGAGCGGCUUUCAGGGUGUAAGACGAAAGCCACCGAGUGGUGUUUUGGGCGGAAAUAAAAAUGUGGCACAAGAUGCGAAGAAGGACGACUCGGCGUACACGUUGGUGCUGCCGGAGGACCCCGUGAACCGUCUUCACUCGAUGGAGCUGCGUCUUCGCCGCAGUGCAAAUGCUUCCAAAUUUGUGAAGACGGUCAGUCGCGACGAGCUGUCAAUAAUAACACGUCUGGAAGGUUGCAAAACGUGUGACUUGAUGACAAGGACAUGUCUUGUUGAGAGAUGCAAACGAUCAUUUCCAGACAUUGAAACGCUUGCUUACCACAUGAACUAUUCGCACGCUGACACAAGGCCUUCUGGCCCGCUGUCGUGCCUUCUUUGCGGAAAACAGUUGGGAGGAUUUCGCGCCCUCAGGGCCCAUAUCCAGCUAAGUCACCGACGAGUCGCGAUGCAUUACAACGACGAAGUGAUGAAACGGUGGCCCGAGAAACCUAAAGAAUACUCCGGAAAUUAUAGACACAUAAAGCGGCCUAACCCGAACGUCGUGUUUGUCAAAGAGGUGCCGCCUCUAUCGAACGAUGUUCCAGUUUUUCCCGAAUCCCCUAAACAGUCAUCUGCGUUGGACGACUCCCAGGUGCUGGUAGAAAAAAAGCAGAAAGGAGACAUUUCGAUUUCUAAACCGCCAACCCUUCAAGUGACCGACCCGAUCAAAAGUCAGGUGGCAGCAGAUGGUUUGGCGAGUGGCGGUGCUAACAUGGUUGUAACCAGCAGUACCAAUCCUGGAGCGGCGGUUACUGAACGAAGAAUUGUCACGUUGCACACCGGUGGAAAGAACGAGCAGUCGAUUCUGUUAUUCAAUAAAUCUAGAAACGUCUUGUUGCAGCUGAAGCCGUCUGCGAUGGGUUCAAAGGACAGGCAGCAUGGCAAACAAAACUAUGUCGCUCUGUUGCCUAAAAAAUACAUAGUUUCUGCCGAGGCUAAGAUCUCGACGGCUCAGCGAUCAGUCUCCCGCGUUCAGAUGAAGCCUUCGUUGCCGGAAAUUUUGCCCCUGUCAGAGCCAACUGAAGUUACCUCGGCCAGUGAGUUUUCUCUUCCUGUUCUCACGUCGUCCGACAUCGAGAAAGCAAUGAGUGCGUUGUACGUAGGUUUUUUGAAUAAUAACGCUUACAACGACGUAAGCGUACCUACUGUACCGGACGUCGCGCAAACUGUUGAAAUUAAGGUACGGCGCGGCCCGGGUCGACCGAGGCGGCUGCGGCUGCAGUCAGAUGGUUCGGAUGAUCACUUAAAAAAUCCAAGCUUAAAUCCAAAGCUUUUGUGCAACCGCAAGCGAAGCAAAUUUCCCGGAAACAAAAUGGCGCGUGGUAUGCUGAAUCGCGGAAUACGUUGGAACCCAAGGAGAAAGGUGAUGCUGCAGCGGACAAAAGCCGGGAGUCAAGUUCAAUUGAAUAUGGAGUCUGACUUCUAUAUGGAUGAAAAAUCGCUAAAAUUAAAUUUCGCACCUGCGACGAAGGCGCUGCCGCAGUUACGAAUAAGACGAACUCUUAAGUCGCCGUACAAUAGCGAAGAGUACGUGAACACUUGGCCGGGAUCGCGUGAAGAAAGAAUGGAAAAGACGGCCUUCCGAGACCGGACUUCAUUUCAUGGAUCUGGUUGGAAGGGCGAUAUCGCUGGCACAUCUGAUUCACGCAGUAUGCAUCAUCGACUGCCGUCCCGGAAGGCGAGAGCGGUGUCCAAAGGAGCGGGAUCAGAUGAGUGUGACUACAAGUUUCCGGUCAUGUUUACUGCCAUUCAAGAACAACAGCUCGAGGAGGUGGCGGAUCUGGACGCGUUCUUAUGUCGUCGUUGUGGCAGCCAGUUCACGACGAGGAGCAACACGGAACGUCACUGCUACGCGCACCUGAGUUUCGUGCGUUUUCGCUGUCGCCUGUGCAACACGGCGGCUUUCUACCUGAGCGAUAUGAAGCGGCACCUUGUUAAGCAGUGCACGAAAAUCUCGUCUCGCAAGAUCGGAGCGAAGCAGUUCAAAGAAAACAUAUUGCCAUGCAACGAAAACCAACCA
Messenger RNA from Soboliphyme baturini, 2679 nucleotides. Lineage: Eukaryota; Metazoa; Nematoda; Enoplea; Dioctophymatida; Soboliphymatidae. The record is from the annotation of a GenBank genome assembly.